AUGGAAAAUACCACGAAUCGUAAUACUGCCGGUGUUCUUACGAGCAACAAUAGGAGUUUUGCCACCAACAGUGUAGCGGCAUCCACUCCGAAGAGGUCCAAAAGUGCUCGAAGGAAAACGUUUAAAUGCACCGGGUACGAUGGUUGUACGAUGUCCUUCACUAGAGCGGAGCAUCUUGCACGUCAUAUAAGAAAGCACACGGGAGAAAAGCCGUUUCAAUGUCCUGCGUGUUUGAAAUUCUUCAGUAGAGUUGACAAUUUGAAACAGCACCGGGAGUCGGUCCAUGCACAUAAAAAUCACCAUGCUUCUAGCUCGCAUCAGCGUAAGCCUUCAUCUUCGUCUUUAUCCUCGUCUUCCUCUGCAUCUUCGUCGUCUUCCGCUACGUCAUCUACAUCAUAUAGCGAUCCUUCCAGGAAAAUCAAUACUGUUGGCGUUAAUAUGCCGAUGAUGGCAGAAAACGAAAAAGCGCCCCAAAUAACACAUUCUUCGCCAGAGUUCAUUACCAGCGCGAGAGGCAUUCCACCCAUUUCUCCAAGAUCCAUUUAUAAUACUCAGCGACAACAACAACAACAGCCCCCCUACUAUUUUCCUCCUUCCCACCCAAUUACUGAUAGCUACUACCAGUACCCUCUUCCCAGUAACAGUACCACCGUCAAUUAUCUACCAUCAAUAGAUGUACAGUACCCGUUGAAUGUGAGUCCUACUUCAGUGGCCCAUCCGGCCACAGAGGCAAUGGUAUCGUCUUUUCCUCCGAGAUCCAUACCAAGUGUUUCCUUCAAAUAUAAUGAUUCAGCCGACUUCCCAGCUCGGACAGCUAUGAACAACUAUAACAUUAGACCAAAUAAUAUCAACGUUAAUACUAACACUAAUAUAAUCAACAGCAAUCCUGAUUCAUUCUCUCCGCCAUUUUCUAUGCCAGCGGCAGGUGCUGAAGCAAGACCAAUUGUUUUCCCGCAGCAUCAGCAGGCAUUCAGCCGACAACCGAAUGGCAAUAACAACAAUAAUAUGUCUUUGUCGAAAAAUGACAGUGAAAAGGGAGAGAAUUUCAAGAAUAAUAAUGAUGACGACAAUGAUAAUAGCAAUAAGAAGAGGUCGGAAGCACUAUCAGAGUCCGAUAUUUCGGUCAAUACCAAUAAGAAGAGGCUAAGUGUUGAUUACAUAUUGACUUGA
Saccharomyces paradoxus is the source of this 1170-nucleotide messenger RNA. It is a transcript of the gene USV1, whose product is annotated as Usv1p. Gene Ontology annotation, cellular component: chromatin. The transcript has a single exon. The record is from RefSeq and is a predicted model, not a curated record. NCBI's taxonomy places the organism in Eukaryota, Fungi, Ascomycota, Saccharomycetes, Saccharomycetales, Saccharomycetaceae. The coding region runs from base 1 to 1170 and encodes 389 amino acids. Gene Ontology annotation, biological process: regulation of transcription by RNA polymerase II. Gene Ontology annotation, molecular function: DNA-binding transcription factor activity, RNA polymerase II-specific; RNA polymerase II cis-regulatory region sequence-specific DNA binding.